AUGGCUGGUGAAGCUGGAAAAGCGAGGACAGUGCUGCUGGCCACGGAGAAGGCCUUCGCGGCGGCGGCGGUCACCAAGAUCGAGGAGGUGCUUAAGGAGGCCAAGUACACCCUCAAGAAGUUGGAGAACUACAAAAGCAAGGACGAGCUCUUGGCCGCAGUGUCCGGCGUGGACGCCAUGAUCAUCCGCAGCGACAUCGUGGAUGCCUCGGUGCUCGAGAAGGCGGAGGCCUUGAAGAUCGUGGUCCGCGCGGGGGCGGGCUACGACAACAUCGACCUCAAGGCCUGCGAGGCCAAGAAGGUCACCGCGAUGAACACCCCGGGGCAGAACGCCAACGCGGUGGCGGAGCUGGUCUUCGGGAUGAUGAUCGUCUCCGCGCGGAACAACUUCGACGGCAGCAGCGGCUUCGAGCUGGUCAACCGGGAGAUUGCCUUCUACGGCUUCGGCGCGGUGGCGCGGGCGGUGCACAAGUUGGCCCAGGGCUUCGGCAUGAAGAGCUUCGCGUACGAUCCCUACAUCCCCGCUGAGAAGAUCAAGGAGAUGGGCGCUGAGCCGGUGGCCACUGUGGCAGGGCUCUUCGAGCAUCAGUAUGUUUCGCUGCACGUGCCUCUGACGGACGAGACCAAGGCAUCCAUCAACAAGGAUCUUUUGUCGAAGAUGCCGAAGGGCGGCACCUUGAUCAACACCGCUCGGGUGGAGGUGGUGCACGAGCAGGACAUGCUCGACAUUUUGAAGACCAGGCAAGACUUCUGCUACCUUUGCGACGUGGCGCCCAAAGACAUCGAGCCCUUCAAGGCUGCGGUGGGGGACAAGUUCGGCAAGCGCCUCAUCUUCACCAAGAAGAAGAUGGGGGCGCAGACGGCAGAGGCCAACGACAAUGCCGGCGUGGCGGCAGCCAAUCAGAUUGUGGGCUUCUUCGAGAAGGGCGAGACCCGGUUCUCGCUGAAGGCAUAA
Effrenium voratum is the source of this 954-nucleotide messenger RNA. NCBI's taxonomy places the organism in Eukaryota, Dinophyceae, Suessiales, Symbiodiniaceae. The record is from the annotation of a GenBank genome assembly.